Molecule: messenger RNA, 558 nt
Organism: Trypanosoma theileri
Lineage: Eukaryota; Euglenozoa; Kinetoplastea; Trypanosomatida; Trypanosomatidae
Product: cytidine deaminase-like protein
Exons: 1
Coding region: 1-558 (185 amino acids)
Cellular component (GO): cytosol
Molecular function (GO): zinc ion binding; cytidine deaminase activity
Source: RefSeq, a predicted model, not a curated record
AUGUGGUCUUCACUCACAAAGCUAAAUACUUUACUGCCUUUAACUCAGCUUCCAGCUGAGCUACAACAGCUCGCUCAACGAGCCAUAGAUGCCCAUCGAAAUUCUUAUUGUCCUUAUUCUAACUUUGCAGUAGGGGCUGCCCUCCUUCAUAAGGAGAAGAGUAUCACUACAGGUUGUAACUACGAGAAUUGUACUCUAAAAGGAUGUUGUGCUGAAGUAUGCGCUAUUGUGAAAGGUAAUUCUAACGGGCACCGUACCGCUGAAGCAGUUGCCAUUUACGGACGCAAUAAGAACUUGAAUGCUGGAAAUACUCCAUCCGAUACCCUCACACCACCGUGCGGAUUUUGCCGACAGUGGCUUGUCGAAGUUGCUGACCUUUCGAAUAACUAUGAAGAGUUUCUUGUCCUUCUUGUUACACUUGACAAGGAACAUGCAAAACUGGUAAAACUUUGCGACCUUAUUCCUCUUAAAUUUGGACCCUCAAACAUUGGUAUGAAUGUAUCUCAACUAGCGGAAGAGGUGGGUAAGUUAACUGAAAAUACUGAAAAUCUUAAGUAA